AUGGCAGAGACCGUGUUAAAUUCCAAGAAUAUUAUGAUCUCUCUUGGGAACCCAAGCGUUCUUCGUCGGUACUACGAAAAGGUUUUCGAAAAUCUGCUACAGACGAAUUGCAGGAUUCUUGCAAAAGUUCCUGAUGAGACUAAGCCGCCAUGGUGGCCGCUUGAAGUGCGACAUCGAGAGCCAGAUCAUCUGUACAAAGCCGAACGAAUCGAGCUGCUCAUUCAUAUUCUUUGUGAAUUACGCGCCAGCCACGGAGUCACUGCGCGCAGAUUGAGAGCGGCAGAUGAGAUCAUCCGACGACAGAUAUGUCCAACCGAUCGAAUAAAUCUACUUGAUGAACUAUACUACGUGCGAGAGAAUGAAGAGAAACUUCUCGAUGGUACUCACAGCGUGAAUGCGAGAGUUUCAAUUUCGCGGGACAACGUGCCGAACGACUUGGAACUUACCAUCAUUCAAAAUCCCAUUUGCGUAAGAAGCUCCCCACGCAGCCAGAUGUCUGAAGCACAGCCGAUACCUCAAGAUCCUCUCAUGCUCAGCGGGCCAAUCCGAGAGGUUGCACACAUUGUGCCACUCGAUUCUGGGGCGCCUGAUAGCGAAACAACACGGUCUCCUCACCAG
Molecule: messenger RNA, 618 nt
Organism: Penicillium arizonense
Lineage: Eukaryota; Fungi; Ascomycota; Eurotiomycetes; Eurotiales; Aspergillaceae
Product: DUF2841 domain-containing protein
Exons: 4
Source: RefSeq, a predicted model, not a curated record